Messenger RNA from Didymodactylos carnosus, 5889 nucleotides. Lineage: Eukaryota; Metazoa; Rotifera; Eurotatoria; Philodinida; Philodinidae. The record is from the annotation of a GenBank genome assembly.
AUGGAUGUAGAACUUCGUUGUCCAUUAUGUCAAGAUUUUUAUCAAUUACCAUUAUAUUUACCGUGUCAUCAUUCAUUGUGUACUGCAUGUGCCAUUUCCAUACAACAAAACAUUUCAUCUGAUAUAUCACAAAAUGUAAAUAAUAAAUUGAAACAAAAUGAAAAUAUUGUUCGUAAUAGUAUAGUGGGCUCGAAUCUUGGUUCAAUAUCGUUUGCAUCCGAUUUAGACAAAUUAUCAUUAAUAAGUGAUAAUGAUUCGGGUGUUGUUAUUUCCUCAGCUUCAUCAUCUUCAUCCUGUUCAUCCUCUGUUACUCGUCCAAAUAGUUUGAUUUCCUCACCAAUUGUACCACCAGCAUUACCGGAAAUAUCCUUGUUAAAUAGCAUACCGUUCACUUCAUCUACAAAAAAUCCAUUAUUAACUAUAACAAAGACAACUACAUCCUAUUAUUCAACUUAUCUUCAAUGUCCCGUAUGUUCUAAAUAUAUUUAUAUGGAUCAAACAGGUAUCAAAAGUCUACCAGAAAAUCGUUUAUUAAAAGAUAUUUUAAUUCAUUAUAUCGAAACAAAAAAGAUAAAUACAAAAGAAUUAUUUUCUAAAUGUCAAUUGUGUGAAGAAAAACCACAACAAUUAAAUCUAAACAGUAAUUUGGAUGAUCAAGACAAGAUAAUACAAUUAUGUGAACAAUGUUUAGUUUAUUAUUGUGAAAAAUGUCGUGAACAAUAUCAUCCUAUGCGUGGACCAUAUGCAAAACAUAAUUUUAUAAAACAAACUGAUUAUUUAUUUCACCUUUCAUCACCAACAAAAACCGUUACAAAAUCUUUUAUUGAUAAUAAAAUUUGUUCCGAUCAUCCUAAUCGUCUAUUGAAUCUCUAUUGUAUUUAUUGUCAUAUUGAAUGUUGUCAACAAUGUAUGCAAGAAAAUCAUAUUCAACACGAAAUACAUCCAAUUUCACAAGCAGCCAAAGCAUAUAAGACGCAACUGUCGACACAAUUACAAAGUUUAUCAGAAAAAGCUAAACAAGGAACAGAAUUUUUAACAAAAUUAAAAACAUAUCCUGAUCAUAUCAAGAAAAACUGUUCCACUUUUCAAUCGUCAAUUAUUAAAGAAAUCGAUAUUCUUAUACAAACAUUAGAAACGAAAAAACGUGAAUUAGUUGAUGUGCUUGAAAAUGAAAAAGAGCGAAAAUUUUCUAUUAUUAAACAACAAUGUGCAGACAAUACGUUUCAUAUUCAACGAACAACUGGAUUUUUACAAUUUUGUGUUGAAGCAUUAAAAGAAUCCGAUCCAACCGCAUAUUUACAGGUAUGCCAUGGAUUAAAUACAAAAUGCAAUGAACUCUAUGAAAGUUUUUCGGAAGAGUUCGAGUCAAAAUCUCAUACAUCACAUGAAUUUGACUUAACAUUCAAUGUUGAAAAUUUAAUGCGAGAAAUUCAUCGUUUACAAUUUCAACAAAUGAAAGCUCCAUCAUCACCGCGUUUUAAUGUUGAACAAUGUAUGUGUGAUGAUUCCGGUUCUGGUACACUUGCGUGGUUUACAAGAGAUCAUUCAACAAUUCAGAGUUUUGUACUUGAAUUAGAUGAUGGAACAUUAUCAAGUGACUUCCGUGAAGUCUAUUGUGGACCAGAAACAAUGUGUGCAGUUGAUGGACUUGCACUUAACUGUGUCUAUAAUGCUCGAGUAAAAGCGUAUAAUCAAGCUGGAGAAAGUCAAUAUAGUGAAUGUAUAACGUUGCAUUCCGCUUCCGUCUACUGGUUUACAUUCAAUCCACGAAUUGCUCAUCCUGAUAUCACAUUUUUGAGUAUUAAUUCUGACUCUCUAACAUGUCAAAGUUAUGAAGAUCGUAUUGUUUUGGGUAAUGUUGGUUUUCGCAAAGGUGUCCAUUAUUGGGAGUUAAUUAUUAAUCGUUAUGAUGACAAACCUGAUCCUGCGUUUGGUGUAGCCCGUUUUGAUGUGUCAAAAGAUCAUAUGUUAGGUAAAGACUCAAAAUCUUGGUGUAUGUACAUUGAUAGUGAACGAUCGUGGUUUAUGCACAAUGGACAACAUACAAAUCGUCAAACUGGUGGUAUAGGUGUUGGCAGUGUAAUCGGACUAUUGCUUGAUUUGAAUAAUGGAACAUUGAGUUUUUAUGUGAAUGAUGAACCCCAAGGACCAAUUGCAUUUACAAAUCUUCAUGGUGUAUUUUAUCCAGCCGUCAGUUUAAAUAAAAAUGUACAUAUGGAUCAGUCGUCUGAUCUUGUGCCACCAAUGAUGAAUUUCGCUUUUCCUUCGACAAACAACAAUGUAAAUGAACAGACAGUCAACCCAGGUGUCCUACCCCCACUUACUCCAUCUUCUCUUCCCGGUGGGACACCUGAUGCGGUGCAUGAUCAAAAGAAGCAAGAACAGCAAAUUCAACCUGGAUUAAUGCCAACUGCACAAUGGCCUCCUCAAAUGUAUCCCGGCUAUCCGCCACAAUUUAUGUUUCCAGGAUACGGAAUGCCCUACAGUGCUUAUCCUCCAAUGUUUCCUGGCACCGAUCCUAAUCGUCCACCAUCACGUCAGAGUGUUUCAAAUGAUUAUCCUUCAUCUUCAAGAUCGAUAGUAAAUGGCAGUAGUGGCGGUCAGCCUUCUGCUUCAUCAUCUGGCACUGCACAACCACCACCUUUCAUACCUCAACAAUAUCCAGGUUACAUUAACCCUGGCAUGGCUAAUCCGUGGUUUGACCCGUAUUGGGCGCAAAUUUACAGCACUUAUCCACAUCCGUAUGGAUAUGGUUAUGCAGAUGAAAUGAUGAAACAUUAUAAAAAUUUGGCUUAUCCAGAAGAUGAUCGUUAUAGUUAUCAUUCAAAUUAUUCUCAAACGAAAGCGUCCCAACAUAGUUCAUUGCCCAACUGGGGUUCGGUUGACUCACUGAAUGAUCAAUACUAUCAGAAUGGGUUUGAAUCAAGGCCUCCACAAACACAAUACCAGCAACCACAACAACAAUUAAGAUCACAACAUCCACAACGAGUACAUCCUAAUUCACAAUCGAAUGUUCAGGAUCAAAGCAAAUUAUUAUUAACUACAACAAAACAUCAAACGCCAGCACAGCAGGUUCAAUCAAAAAAAGAAUCGUCUGACGAGGAUGAAGACAGUGAUGAUAGUGAGGAAAGUCAACGAUCGGAAGAUGAUGCUAGUAGUGAUCGUUUUAGUAUCAAGUCUGAUUUAGCUGGAGUUGUAGAACCGGCUGCACGACGAACACCCUUCUUAUUUACUCGUCCACAUUUGCGUGUGAGGUUUUCGUUCGAUCAAAUGAUUAAAGUUUUACCGCAAUCUCCCAGUGACACUGAACAACCAGCGACAGUUGAAAUUGUUAAUUCAAAUAGUCUUUACAAUCAUUCACAAACACUUGCCGACGAACGUCAAAUUUUAAUGGAUUUUAUCGGACCACUGACUGCUUCGACAGCUAAACAAAAUGUUAUACGUUAUUGUGAAAAACAAGCUCAAAGUGUUUUAAAAACGAGUACAGCUAUUGACAAAGAUGCUUUAUCGUUAUUAUGGCAAUACAUGGCACUGUUAGUGAAGACGAACGCUACAAUUGAUGUUCGUGUCGACAUUCCAAAAUUAUUAUGGACAACAAGUAGUAGUAGUAGUAAUACGGAAGCUAUUUCGAAUGAUCAACAUUUACUAUCAUCACCUACAAUAAAUAAUCAUCAAGCAUCUGUACAAGAUUCAUUACGAGAAUUUUUGGCACUUGGUGAAAUCGAUAAUAGUAUAAAAUGUGCUUGUGAUAAUCAUCUGUAUACUCACGCGUUAAUUAUUGCCUAUCAGACGGACGAACGUUUAUUCAAAAAAACCAUGAAUGAUAUUAUUUCGAAUCUCGGUAAUGGUGAUGUUUUAAAAACCUUUUAUGAAUUAGGAUCUGGAUUACCACCAUCCGUAGUCACUAAUGUAACAAAACCACAUUAUGGCGAUUGGCGACGACAUCUAGCUGUUAUUCUAGCAAAUCGCACAGAAUCAAAUGCAUCAUUUGUUGAUCAAUGUAUAAAAACGAUGGGUGAUACACUUGGCUCAUCUGGUCGUCUCUAUUCAAGCCAUUUUUGUUAUUUAAUAAGCAAUGUGCCAUUUGGUUCUUACAGAAAUAACACAGAUAAAUUUGCUUUGCUUGGAAGUGCUCAUGUCGGACAAUCUUAUUUAUCAUUUGCUCAACUACCUAAUAUACAGUUGACUGAAGUGUAUGAAUAUGCUAUUCGGAAGUGUUAUUCACUACCAACUUUUACUCCAUUGAAAAUCUAUUACGCAUCUAGAUUAAUCUUGCAUGGUUUACGACGAGAAGCCCUUUCUUAUUGUGGAGAAAUUGGUCAAACAUUACUUCGCCAAGAAAACUUGACUCAUGUUCAACUAUCCGAUUUACAAUUGCUUAUUAUGAUUGGCGAAAAAUCACGUGUAUCUAAUCGAAAUUUUCAAUUAGAUCCAUCCACAUAUAAAGAUCCGACAUGGUUAGUCGAAAUAAGACGUGUCUAUCAAACAAUACUUCAAGUAAUACAACAAGAUCAACCACAAUUUAAUGGACAAGAUCGGCGGCAAAUAGCAGACCAGCAGAAGUAUCAAGUACAACCUCCAACAAAUCAAGCUGAAAUGCCUCGACAACAGGACCCAGAACAUCAUUACCAUCAGCACCAAUUUCAAAUACCAUCACAGCCUUUUAUUCCAAACAGUCAGGCAUCAUAUCCGACACAAAAUCAAAUAACAGCAGAUCAAUCAUGGUAUCAACCACUACAAGUACAACCUGAACACCAACCACAUCAGGAAAUACUUCAAUCAGAUAGAGGAAGAUUACCAUCGAACGAAGUACGUGACGAAUAUCCUACAAACGAUGGUCAAGUACUGCAGAAUGGUCACCCAGCUAAGAAAUCCUAUUCCUUUUUUGAGGAUGAGAUUGAGAACAAAGAUAAUAAAAUCAAAGCACCAUCAUCAACAGAAAAAUCGGAUGCAAAUUCAAAUCCACAACAGCUUAAAAGUGGCAUGAUGAGUGGACUUUGGGGGCGAAUCUUUCCGAAAAAGCUACCUCAAGCGCACUUACCAGAUGAUAAAAAUAAAACUUUGAAAUUUGAUGAAAAAACCCGUCGAUGGAUUGACACAAGCAAGUCCGCGGCUGAAAAUGAACCAACAUCAAUCAAACCACCACCCCUAAAUCAAUCAUUUGCAUCAUCUGGGGAUAAUCCAAAUACAAUUUCAUCUCAACAACCUCCACAUUUCAAUUCCAAUACUUCAACAUCACAGCAGCUUUUACAACCUGCACAUCCUAAUUCAAUGCCAAAUGCUUCAUUCACAAACCAACCGCAAACACGAUCAGUUAAUUUCAAUUCUGCGACAACGACAACAGUACCGAACCAACUUCAGGCGCAACCAGUACAGCCGAAUGUUCAAAUACAUCCACAGAUGCAACAAUCACAGUUGCCACAACCACAACAAUUUAAUUCUCAGAUGCAGUCUCAACAACAGCAACCAGCUUUGUCAACAAACAAUAUCAGUCAACAACCAUCUACUAAUCAACAGGGUCAGACUGCACAAUUAUCACAAGGUCAACAGAGACUCCAGAAUAUAAGAGAAAAGCAGAAGCAACAACAACAACAAAUGCAAAUGCAAACAUCAUUAAACUCAUCAAAUCAAUAUUCUUUGAAAAGUCGCCAAAAUCAAUCACGUUAUGUUGAUAUCCUAGCAUCGAAAGCGGCACCUGUCAAUCCCAAUUUAUCGCUGAACGAUUUUGGUGCAACUCUACCAACAUCGACAUCAUCCAAUUAUUUUAUUCCAGAUAAACAAACAUUGUUAAAACAAAAUAUGUACGAUCGUGAUGUUAAUGACGCUGAAGUAUCAUGGAUUAAUUUUCGUGUAAAUUUUUUAAUUUCUAUUGUUCAAUUUGUUUUGUAG